This is a messenger RNA of Melanaphis sacchari, 1853 nucleotides long. Its product is annotated as cytochrome P450 9e2-like. The transcript has 4 exons. Lineage: Eukaryota; Metazoa; Arthropoda; Insecta; Hemiptera; Aphididae. Gene Ontology annotation, molecular function: heme binding; iron ion binding; monooxygenase activity. The record is from RefSeq and is a predicted model, not a curated record. The coding region runs from base 125 to 1684 and encodes 519 amino acids.
GAACGAAAACGUGCGCCAGAAAGUAUUCGUAUUCGCGCACAAAUGUUGUCAAAACCUCUAUCUGUUUUUAAAUAAUAACUACAGCAAUUAAUAGAUUUGUAUAUUUCCGUUACGAUAUAUUAUUAUGAUUGCCUUUAUUUCGAAUUUGGUUAUCAGACUGUUCGGCUCUGUGUACGUAUUAUACGCAGCAGUCUUUUUGUCGAUCGCCUACUAUUUUUCAACGUACACUCACGAUAAAUGGCGCAAAUUGAAUGUACCACACAUACCACCCUUACCACUCUUUGGCAAUUCAAUGAAAAUGAUCUUGACUUUGGAGCAUCCAAUAGACUUUUACUCUGGUGUUUACAACCGAUUCCCGGGCAAAAAGUUUUGUGGUUUAUAUCAAAUGACCACGCCGUUCCUGAUGAUCCGCGAUCCGGAACUGAUCAACGCCAUAAUGGUCAAAGAUUUCUCAUUUUUCACAGACCACGGUGUAGAUACUGAUCCGUCAACCAACAUCUUGGCUAACAGCCUGUUCAUGUUGAACGGCGAUCGGUGGAGAACGAUGCGACAGAAGCUCAGUCCCGGGUUCACCUCGGGCAAACUGAAGUGCAUGCAUGAACAAAUCAAGGGGUGCGUUGACCAACUUAUGAACGUCAUCGACGGUAAGUUGCAAACCUGCGAUCACUUUGAACUGCGAGAGAUGGUUAACAACUUCUCGACGGACGUGAUCGGUGCAUCGGCUUUCGGUCUGAAAUUGGACACGAUAAAAAAUGGAAAUACAGAAUUUCGCAAGUAUAGCAAGAAAAUAUUUCAGGCAAACUUAAAACAGCUCUUCAUCCAAGCUCUGCUACUGUUCUGGCCAAAGCUGGUUUUUACUCUAAAGCUGAAACAGAUCCCGGAGGACGCAUCUGAAUUUUAUAAAUCUAUGUUCAGGGAAGUCCUCGAGUACAGAGAGCAGAACAAUAUCAUCAGGAACGACUUCACGCAAACUCUAAUACAAGCUAGGAAAGAUUUGGUGUCAAAUAACAACGGAGACGAAUCAAAAUCCGAAAAUAAAUGGACCGAAAUGGACAUAAUCGGAAACGCUAUAUUGUUGUUUGUCGCUGGUUCCGAAACAGUUUCUACUUUGAUAUGCUUUUGUUUGUACGAGUUAGCGUUAAACAAAGACAUCCAAGACAGACUGCGCGAAGAGAUCGUGACGACAAAAGCGAAACACGGUGGACAGCUGUCCUACGACUUUUUAAAUGAUCUCCAUUACAUAAACAUGGUUUUAGAAGAAGUAUCGCGCUUAUACUCCAUCACCUUAAUUAUCUUCAGACAAGCAACUAAGAAUUACAAGGUACCUGGUCAGUCGUUAGUCAUUGAAAAAGGACAAAGGAUCGUCAUACCAAUAUACGCCAUACAUAAUGAUCCAAAAUAUUAUCCCAAUCCCGAUACUUUUGAUCCUGAAAGAUUUUCGGCGGAAGAAAAAUCUAAACGCCCCAAUGGCUCUUACAUACCGUUUGGCGAUGGACCAAGAUUGUGCAUAGGUAAACGAUUGGCGGAAUUAGAAAUUAAAUUUAUUCUAACGGAAAUAUUGCUGAAAUAUGAAGUCUUGCCGUGUGAAAAAACGGAAAUACCUAUCAACAUACGAGGUUCUGGAAGUCUCGUCAAUCCGAAAAACGGCGUUUGGUUAAGCUUUAAACCGAUCGUUACAAUUUAACAUAAGCAUAUUAUAUCAAUAAUAGGCAUAUUGAAAUAUCUCUUUUAACAAUAUUUUUUAAUACUAUAAUUAAAAUUACAAAGUACAAUACUAUUCAAUAUUGCAAGCGCACGUAUAAUUUUGUAUAUUAUCUAUUUUAUGAACAAUAAAAUCGUAUUACAACAAUUAA